Messenger RNA from Toxorhynchites rutilus septentrionalis, 7235 nucleotides. It is a transcript of the gene Sec71, whose product is annotated as brefeldin A-inhibited guanine nucleotide-exchange protein 1. Bases 535 to 5769 code for a protein of 1744 amino acids. The transcript has 3 exons. The record is from RefSeq and is a predicted model, not a curated record. Gene Ontology annotation, biological process: regulation of ARF protein signal transduction. Gene Ontology annotation, molecular function: guanyl-nucleotide exchange factor activity. Lineage: Eukaryota; Metazoa; Arthropoda; Insecta; Diptera; Culicidae.
CACAUAAUCAAAGGAAAAAAACGACAAGUGAAAAUCUCUUUUAACGUCUCAACUUUUGACGAGUAAAAAACUGCGAUUUUCGCGAUUAUAAUCUCCCGAUCCGUACUCGACUUGUGGUCAUUUAGUAGCCCGUCUUCAGCUAUGUUUUAGUUGGGUUAAGUUUUACGAAAUUUGAGGAAGAUAUUAGUGUUAUUCGGCGUCUACAGAAGCGACUAAUUCCGCUGCCCCACCUAUGCUCUAAUCCAGUACUUUACCGUUUCGAUUAGUGUGUGCCCUCGAAUAUAGUUCUUUUCUGUUUGUCACCUUCGGCUUUGCACGAUAAUGGAUUGGUGAACGGUGUGAUGUGCUGUGUGUUACGCGAUGGCAAUUAGUUUGAACAGAACUAUCUUGGUAAUACAUUUUGAGGAAUACUCAAACCAAGAGAAGGUCCAGUGGAAGAGAAAGAACUUGAACACAUCAGAAGAGAAAAAUCCCCUCAUCGUCUAGAAAUAAGGUGGUCUCUAGGACUGUAAACGAGUGGAGUCUGGAAAAAUUAUGCCAACACCAGCCAUUAGCGCCAGCAUCAGUAACAGUAAGAGCAGUGGCAGCACCAAAACGAAGGAAAUGUUUAUCGUGCGGGCUCUGGAGAAGAUUCUCAGCGACAAGGACAUCAAGCGGUCCCACCAUUCACAGCUAAAACGGGCCUGCGAUGCGGCUUUAGAGGACAUCCGGGAGGAGCUGAAGGAAGCCGGCCAGAGCGAACACAAUGGUGAGGUUCCGGUCCCAUCGGCAGCCCUACCGCUGCCGAAAAACGACUCGGCCAACACCAUCAACGCGGAGAAGUAUUUCCUGCCGUUCGAGCUGGCAUGCCAGAGCAAGACACCCCGUAUCGUGGUGACGGCACUGGACUGUCUGCAAAAGUUGAUCGCCUAUGGACACCUUACGGGCAACAUUGCGGACUCCUCCAACCCGGGAAGGUUCCUGAUCGAUCGGAUUGUCACGACCAUCUGCAACUGCUUCAUGGGACCUCAGACGGACGAGGGGGUUCAGUUGCAGAUUAUCAAGGCGCUGCUGACGGUGGUGACCUCGCAGUACGUGGAGGUUCACGAAGGGACGGUUCUGCAGGGUGUGCGAACCUGCUACGAUAUCUAUCUGUCAAGUAAAAAUUUGAUCAAUCAAACCACGGCACGAGCAACGUUGACGCAGAUGUUGAACGUUAUUUUCACGCGCAUGGAAAAUCAAGCUUAUGAGAGUGUCCCCAGUGUGGCGACGGUGGCAACGGAAGCUACGUCUGCAGUGAUGGCUUCCGCUUCGACGGUGACAGAGGAGAAACAUCCGGACUACGAUAUGGUGCGAGGAGUGGUAGACGAAAUUGUGGACAAUGUGAUAGCCGCUGCGGCGGCAAUUGUCGAAGAAGGUGUUAAAAAUACACCGACCGAGGUCGAUGCUGAAACGAGAAGCAUCGGAGGAGUUUCGAAUGGUGGGACGGAUAGUGCUUCGAUCGCAAGAGUUCCUUCACAGGAAAGCAUGGAAGUGACAAGUGAGAACGACAGCAUCGUGACGGCGAAAUUCACCCACAUUCUGCAGAAAGACGCCUUCCUGGUCUUUCGUGCUCUCUGCAAGCUUUCCAUGAAGCCAUUGCCAGAGGGGCAUCCAGAUCCGAAGUCGCACGAGCUGCGCUCGAAGAUUCUCUCCCUGCAUCUCCUGCUAUCUAUUCUGCAGAACGCAGGACCCGUGUUUCGUUCGAACGAGAUGUUCGUCAUGGCUAUCAAGCAAUAUCUGUGCGUGGCGUUGUCCAAAAAUGGCGGAAGCUCAGUCCCGGAAGUAUUCGAGCUGUCGCUCUCAAUAUUUGUUGCACUGCUGUCAAAUUUCAAGAUGCACUUGAAGAAGCAGAUCGAGGUGUUUUUCAAGGAAAUUUUCCUGAAUAUUUUGGAGGCUCCGAGCUCAUCCUUCGAGCACAAAUGGAUGGUGAUCCAAGCGUUGACGCGGAUCUGCGCGGAUGCGCAAAGUGUGGUUGACAUCUACGUCAACUAUGAUUGUGAUUUCUCUGCUGCGAAUCUGUUCGAACGGUUAGUGAACGAUUUGUCCAAAAUUGGGCAAGGAAGGCAAGCCCUCGAUUUGGGAACGUCUGUGAAUCAGGAGAAAUCGAUGCGAAUACGUGGGCUGGAGUGUUUGGUGUCAAUUUUGAAGUGUAUGGUUGAGUGGAGCAAGGAUCUGUACGUGAAUCCGAACUCGCAAACGACCCUCGGAGAUCCGGCACCGGUUGCGGCGGUUACGAGCGGUCGCAAUCCGGACGAUGCUCCGGAUCCGCUGAAGUCCCACGGGGGAUCCAGUGUGAGCAUUAACUCGGUUGGGAGUACUAAUACCUCCGGAGGUAAUCGCGAAGUGUUGGACCUCCCGGAGGAACUGGAAGAACGGAAGCAACGGAAAGAAAUCAUGGAAACCGGAAUAGACAUGUUCAAUCGCAAGCCGAAAAAGGGGAUUCAGUUUUUGCAGGAACGGGGUUUGCUGGAGAAAAGUUUUGAGAACGUGGCGAAAUGGUUGCAUGAAGAUGAUCGCCUGGAUAAAACCCAAGUUGGGGACUAUCUCGGUGAGAAUGAUGAGCAAAGCAAAGCUGUGAUGUGCGCCUAUAUCGAUGCUAUGAAUUUCGCGGAAUUGGAUAUUGUGGCUGCUUUGAGGUACUUUUUGGAGGGAUUCCGUCUUCCGGGCGAAGCACAGAAGAUUGAUCGUUUGAUGGAAAAGUUUGCUAGUCGAUACUGCGAUUGUAAUCCUAAUAACACCUUGUUUGCUUCGGCAGACACUGUUUAUGUGCUGGCGUUUUCGGUUAUUAUGCUCACGACGGAUUUACAUUCUCCCCAAGUGAAGCACAAAAUGACGAAAGAGCAGUACAUCAGGAUGAACCGAGGCAUCAGCGAUAACAAGGACCUGCCGGAGGAAUAUCUGUCGCAGAUUUACGAUGAGAUCGCAGGUCAUGAGAUUAAAAUGAAGAAUACCAUCGCGAGCAAACCGGGCAAGCAGAUUAUAGUGAACGAAAAGAAGCGAAAACUUUUGUGGAACGUAGAAAUGGAAGCCCUCUCGACGACGGCGAAGAACUUGAUGGAAUCCGUUUCGCACGUGAAGGCUUCCUUCACAUCAGCCAAACAUCUAGAGCACGUAAGACCCAUGUUCAAGAUGGCAUGGACCUCAUUCCUGGCCGCAUUCUCGGUUGGUCUCCAGGACUGUGACGAUCCGGAAAUAGCGAGUCUUUGCUUGGAUGGCAUUCGUUGUGCGGUCCGAAUUGCGUGCAUUUUCCACAUGACGCUCGAGCGGGAUGCGUAUGUGCAAGCGCUGGCCCGCUUUACGCUGCUAACCGCCAACUCACCUAUCAACGAGAUGAAGGCCAAAAACAUUGACACCAUCAAGACGCUCAUCAUGGUGGCACACACGGACGGAAACUAUCUUGGCUCUAGCUGGCUGGAUAUCGUCAAAUGUAUUUCUCACUUGGAGCUUGCUCAACUCAUUGGCACAGGCGUUCGGCCAGAGUUCCUUUCCGGGCCGGCAUCUCAUCGAGAUGCGUUGGAUCCGAGCGCUAAGGAACACAUUGGUGAAACCAGCUCACAAAGUAUUGUGGUAGCGGUGGAUCGUAUCUUCACCGGAUCAAUCCGACUCGACGGUGAUGCCAUUGUGGAUUUUGUGAAAGCACUGUGUCAGGUUUCGUUGGAUGAGCUAACGCGACCUCAACCACGGAUGUUUUCGCUGCAAAAAAUUGUCGAAAUUUCCUACUACAACAUGGGCCGUAUCCGGUUGCAGUGGUCCCGUAUUUGGCAGAUACUUGGCGAGCACUUCAACGCCGUGGGCUGCAACACCAACGAAGAAAUUGCCUUCUUCGCGCUGGAUUCCCUCCGGCAACUCUCGAUGAAGUUCAUCGAGAAGGGAGAGUUUACGAAUUUCCGCUUUCAGAAGGAUUUCCUGCGACCAUUCGAGCACAUAAUGAAGAAAAACUGUUCCCCGGCGAUUCGCGAUAUGGUUGUGCGCUGCGUUGCACAGAUGGUCAAUUCGCAGGCACACAAUGUAAAAUCCGGCUGGAAAAAUAUAUUCUCUGUGUUCCAUUUGGCAGCUGGAGACAACGACGAAGCGAUCGUAGAGUUGGCGUUCUUGACUACCGGGAAAAUUAUCACCGAGUUGUACCAGACACAGUUUCCCAUCAUGAUAGAUUCGUUCCAGGAUGCGGUGAAAUGUUUAUCAGAGUUUGCCUGUAAUGCCAAAUUUCCCGAUACCAGUAUGGAGGCGAUAAGACUGGUGAGGACGUGCGCUCUCUGUGUGAACGAUGCGCCAAAUUUAUUUGCCGAGCAUGCUGGCAUGGAGAACGAUGUUUCGGUUUCCGAGGAAGACAGAGUUUGGGUCCGAGGAUGGUUCCCCAUGUUGUUUUCCCUGUCAUGCGUUGUGAACAGAUGUAAGUUGGACGUGAGAACCCGAGGGCUAACAGUGCUUUUCGAGAUUGUUAAAACUCACGGAGACGCUUUUAAGCCAAACUGGUGGCGUGAUCUCUUCAAUAUUCUAUUCCGUAUAUUCGACAACAUGAAGCUCCCCGAACAUUACACCGAGAAAGCUGAAUGGAUGACUACCACUUGCAACCACGCUCUGUACGCUAUAAUUGACGUGUUUACACAAUACUUUGACAUUCUCGGCCCGAUGCUGCUGAAGGAUUUAUAUUGCCAGCUGCAUUGGUGUGUACAGCAAAAUAACGAGCAACUCGCCCGCUCCGGAACGAAUUGUUUGGAAAACUUGGUGAUUUCCAAUGGACUUAAAUUUAACGAGGACACAUGGGAUAAAACCUGCCAGUGUAUGCUGGACAUAUUCAAUAGUACGUUGCCAAAUGAGUUGCUAUCAUGGAAACCUGAUCCACUUCCUCAAACUAUGAAUCCCACAGCUCAGUAUUCGCAGAGUUUGAACGGUGAUCUACCCCGGCAUGGAAUCCUCAAGCGCUCACCUUCGCAGCAUUCGGUCUACAGUCAGCACGAGUUGCAGGAUCCAUCUGCCAAAGUAAACGACAUGAAUCACACUUCCAUUCUGUUCUCCAACCUUCUGAUAAAGUGCGUUGUCCAGCUGGAGCUGAUUCAAACCAUCGACAACAUCAUAUUCUUUCCAGCGACGUCUCGCAAAGAAGAUGCCGAAACACUUGCCCAGGCAGCGGCUGAGCUGUCGCACAGCACUUGCUCUAAUUCCAGUUCCGUGCUGAAUCACUCGAUUUCAACCGAAGAAUGCCAAAGGGAGGAACAGGGAAUGUACAGCUACUUGAACACACCCCAUCUGCUGCAGCUGAUCGAUUGCCUUCUGCAGAGCCACAGGUUCGCGAAGAAGUUCAACUCCAACCACGAGCAGCGAAAUGUGCUCUGGAAGGCAGGCUUCAAGGGUUCCAUCAAACCGAAUUUGUUGAAGCAGGAAACUCAAUCGUUGGCGUGCGUACUGAGGAUUCUGUUCAAGAUGUACAGCGACGAGAGUCGCCGAAGGGACUGGCAGGAUAUCGAGAAACGACUGAUCGGAGUGUGCACCGAGGCACUGGACUACUUCCUGUCGCUGCAGAGUGAACCUCACAGGGACGCGUGGACAUCGUUGCUGCUGCUGGUGAUGACCCGGUUGCUCAAGAUGCCGGACUCGAGGUUUGCUGCCCACAUCUCCAGCUACUACGUGCUAAUGUGUGAUUUGAUGUGCUUCGAUCUGAAACCGGAGUUGCGGACCGUCCUGCGGCGGGUAUUUUUGCGCAUCAGUCCAGUGUUUGGGAUCACCAGCAGUGCCAAUGUCGUCACCUAGUAUCAGCGGAAGAGUGGUGCCUCAGUACUCGUGGCAUCGUCAGCUCACCACCAGCAGAACCGAGAUGCACGGAUUCCUCUCAUCCAUCAGCAGCAAUCGCAGCAGUCAUACGGACGGCGAUCGUUUGGCGUAGGAGGCUUAAGCUCAAACAGCAUCAACAGCCAUAGUCGGCGCAGCAGCUUCGCUCCAAAUGGGGGCAGAAAUCGAGAUCCCACAGCUGUCUUUCCAUCCGGCCCAUACCAGAUGUGUCCGAACAAAAAAUCAAGGUUGUAGUCACUUUUGCUGGAAUUUUUACCCUAACUCUGUGUUGUGUAUGCCACUGUUAUCGAAGAAUACUUUCUAGGGAAGAUUUUUUUUUUAAUUUAAUAUAAAUUAUUAUCCAUGUAUGGAAAAGUCCCAUGUCACUGACGCUGCUCUGGUGCAGGAAUCUGUGUUUCUCGAAACAAUCAGUUGUUUCUCAGCUCACAGAAAUUAAAUUAUUUAUCGACGAUAGCGUCUUCAAAAUUCCAUAUUCCAAAUUGAACAAUUGUAUCUAUUUUGGAGCUGAUAUAUCAACAGCAUAUUAUACGAAUAAUAAUUUGAGUAGUAUUUUAUGUCAUCACGUGAUAAUACGCUUUUGGACAUCUUUUCCGUCACACCUCUACUUUUCGAAAUCGAUUUGAUUUUCUAAGAAUCAACUGUAAAUAUAAGUAAAACCACGAUAUAGGGAAACAAAUCGGGUGCAAACGAAAACCACACUAAAAGUGCAACCGUUUGGUUGAGUUGUUUGUUUGGGCAGCGUUUUUGGAUCUAUUUUACGAUCGCGUGUACGAGUAAUCGAAGGACAAACUCUGUGUCUUCUUCUAUUUGUGAUUAUUUCCAUCAUCAACUGAUUUCGUGCAGUUUUGCAUUCCUAGCAGGAGGAGAUGUUUUAGACACUGGAGCGCAGUUAGAGUGUAGAAGAUUAGAAGUCAAGUAGUGUUGAUUUUUCAAAUGGCAAACUCUGAAAUCAAAAUAGAGGUUACAACCUUUUUCUGAUGCACUAUCGUAAAAGUAGAUUUAUCCUAACGAGUGCCGAACUCAUACGGCACGAAACCUACAUUUUGAAAGCUUAAAUAGUUAGUGUAAAUGAACAAACAAACAAAAAUACUUGCAAUAGAUUCAGUCUUGCUGGCAGAGUUACGAGGACGGAAUUAGAACUAUUAAUAUAUUUAUAGUCAGGAUGUGUUACUGAUAGUGGAAAAUCAUGCAACCUAAAGAUGUACGUAUGAGAAACUGCACUGCUUAGAGAUUUACAAUUCUUCUGUUUGUUUUGUGAAACGCAAAAAGACACAAUGAAUGAAGAGAAAUAGAAAGAGAGAAGCGAACGAAAUAUUUUGUUGUUGUAAUACACAUGGUGAAUAUACAGUAUAUUAUAAACUUAUGCAUAUUAGCUAUAUUGAAAUAAAACGCUAGUGAGGUGAGUUGUAUUUGAUGAUUAUCUUAAA